AUGGCGAGCGCCUGCGAGAGGCAGGAGGAAGACGGCGGACGGAGGGGGGCGACUUUUGGAAGGGUGGCAGCCGAACUGCCGAAAAGCCGCCUUUUCACUCGAGUUUUUUCAUCAGGCUUCUGCUUUUUCUCAGUUGUGUCCGCCACGCGUCGACUUCGUCAUCUGCGGAAUAUUGCUGCACGUAAUAUCAUCAAUAAGAAUGGUUAUCGCCUUUUGGAUACUUACUUCACUCUUCACUUGUGUGAUAACGCCAAAAUAUACAAAGAAUUUUAUAAGAGUGAAGUGAUCAAGAAUUCUCUGAAUCCGACAUGGAGGAGCUUGGACUUCGGAAUAAUGCCUGAUCGUCUUGAUACGUCUGUCUCGUGUUUUGUUGUGAGGAUCUGGGGUGGCAAGAAGGAGCACUAUCAGCUUUUGAUAGAAUGGAAAGUUAAUCUAGAUGGAUUAAAAUACUUGGGCCAGCAGAUACAUGCAAGAAACCCAAAUGAGAUUAUUUUUGGUCUCAAUGAUGGCUAUUACGGAGCUUCAUUUGAACAGAAGGAUCACUCGGGUACCUUGAAGAGUAGUCUUCUCCAGGUGGAUCAGAACUGUGUUCGUAACUCUUACGAUGUCUUCUCUUUGCUUAGGCUUCACAGAGCCCAGUGUGCAAUUAAACAGACUCAGGUAACUGUUCAGAAAAUAGGAAGGGAGAUUGAAGAAAAGCUGAGAUGUACAUCUACAAGCAACGAACUGAAAAAGGAGAGUGAAUGUUUACAGUUGAAGAUCCUGGUGCUACGUAAUGAGUUGGAGAGGCAGAAGAAGGCCCUGGGUCAAGAAGUAGCCUUAUUGCAUAAGAAACAAAAUAAUUUGCAUGAAAGAGAAAAUGCAUUUGAGACGGAAUACCAGAAGCUUCAAGAGCAUAAUGAAUCCCUGCAUGAAUUAAAAAAGGAAUGCACUGCUAAGAGAGAACUGUUUUUGAAGACGAAUGCCCAGCUGACUAUUCGAUGCAAGCAAUUACUGUCGGAGCUAUCCUAUAUCUACCCUAUUGAUUUGAAUGAUCAAAAGGAUUACUUUGUUUGUGGAGUAAAGCUUCCCAAUUCUGAAGACUUUCAAGCAAAAGAUGACGGAAGCAUUGCUGUUGCCCUGGGCUACACCGCUCAUUUGGUUUCAAUGAUAUCGUACUUCUUACAAGUGCCACUCAGGUAUCCCAUAAUUCACAAGGGCUCCAGGUCUACAAUCAAAGAUAAUAUCAAUGACAAACUGACAGAGAAGGAGCGAGAAUUUCCUUUAUAUCCAAAAGGAGGAGAGAAGCUUCAGUUUGAAUACGGAGUAUAUCUUCUCAACAAGAAUAUAGCACAGCUUAGAUAUCAACAUGGGCUGAGUACUCCAGAUCUAAGGCAAACUCUUCCUAACCUGAAAAACUUCAUGGAGCUCGGGCUAAUGGUUAGAUGUGAUCGACACCAUAUAUCCAGUGCAAUUCCAGUUCCAAAGAGGCAGAGCUCUAGCUUCGGCAGAUUGGAUAUUGGCUUUUCCAGUGGGCUUCCUUCUCCAGAUAAAGGACUCCGAAAACGAGCCAGCACAGGGAAUGAAAGACUACAGUACAAAACUCCUCCUCCUAGCUACAACUCCGCUUUAACACAGCCUGUUGCCAUUGCAGCCCAUGUAGGAGAGUUAGAUAAAAAACCUGGAUCAAUAUCUUCUUCCUUAGAUACCUCUAUGGACUCCUCAAAAGAAAAUAACAAGAAAGGAGGGGAUUUAUGCAGCAGUUUAAACGGAGAAAACGGGAGUCUAAACGAUACCCAAGACCGUCAGGAGUCUUUUCUGGGACAUACUAGUGCAAUAAAUGGGGCAUUUCUGCCUGGCGAGUGUUCUGGCACGGCAAGCAAUGAGCAGCCCUGCGAGUACCGGCCCUCGCUUGGCCCUGUUCUUUGCUGCACUGUGGAGCAAGCCGAGGAAAUAAUUGGGAUGGAAGCCACAGGAUUCAGCAUGGGAGAGCAGCUCGAAGACUUUAACUCAAUCCCGGUGGAGCACGCCGUGGCAGUAGAAUGUGAUGAACAAGUCCUAGGGGAGUUUGAGGAGUUCUCUCGAAGGAUCUAUGCACUGAAUGAAAACGUGUCCAGUUUCCGCAGACCGCGAAAAAGUUCGGACAAAUGAGCUUGGACAGGGAUUUUGGUAGUAGACAUUGAGGUGAAAGCAAUGAUCUGGAAUAGAAAUAAAAUUGCACUUAUUCUUUAUAUUAAUUAUGGAGAGGAAAAAAAAAAAAAGCUAAAGCUAUUCCUAUGGUGUUAAACAAAUGGACUUGUAACUGAGUGCGAUAACACAGGAUCAUGGUCUAUUCACAGCCCAGGUAAAUUCUGAUUCUGUUUCCAGUCCUCUUAUGUCUGGUAUUUAUGAUCUGUUGGGUUUUCUUUUUGGUAUUAGAAUCCAUUGUUAAAUGCUUUCCUGGAAAAAA
This is a messenger RNA of Struthio camelus australis, 2428 nucleotides long. The record is from RefSeq and is a predicted model, not a curated record. Lineage: Eukaryota; Metazoa; Chordata; Aves; Struthioniformes; Struthionidae.